Mobula hypostoma (lesser devil ray) is the source of this 1303-nucleotide messenger RNA. It is a transcript of the gene tmem269, whose product is annotated as transmembrane protein 269. Gene Ontology annotation, molecular function: phosphotransferase activity, for other substituted phosphate groups. The coding region runs from base 366 to 953 and encodes 195 amino acids. NCBI's taxonomy places the organism in Eukaryota, Metazoa, Chordata, Chondrichthyes, Myliobatiformes, Myliobatidae. The record is from RefSeq and is a predicted model, not a curated record. Gene Ontology annotation, biological process: phospholipid biosynthetic process. Gene Ontology annotation, cellular component: membrane. The transcript has 8 exons.
CUCGCGCUCGCGCUGGCGCUGGCGGGGCUGCUGUCAGUGCGACUGCUCUUCGUUCCUCAGACGAGAGGCUGCUCCGGUGUUUCUCGGAGAAGAUUUCCCAAGUUAAAUCAAGAUGUUUAUAUUGAACCCUCCUUCCAAUCGAGAAAGACUUGAACUUGGCUGGCUUUGGAAAACACGUGAAGUGCAGGGUGCAAAACACAAUAGUAGGACUUGAAGCUUAAACCUUUCUCCCACGUAAAGCUUAGGAUUUAGGUAUUUUUCAGCAUGCUAAGAAGUUGUUUCUUAGUGAGCAGGCAGGCCGAAUCCAGGUUCAAGAGUUUGUACGCAAGAAUGCUGCUAAUGCACUUUCUCUCUCAAAUCUUGUAAUGGGGCUGUCUUCAAUCUUAUGCAUCUUAAAUGGGCAACACUUCUAUGCUUGUUGGUUUCUCCUUUUUGGAUUUCUUCUUGAUCUGGCUGAUGGAGCUGUUGCUAGACAACUUAAUGCUUGUUCUGCUCUUGGAGCCAAAAUGGAUGACUUUGCAGAUUUUACAACAUUCGGGAUUGCAACUUCACUAUUACUGCAGACCCAUGGCUUACUGAGCAAUAUUUUCAUCAUCUGCUAUGUGAUGGCUGUAUUUGCACGUCUCUGUUUCUUUUCUAGUGGAAUUCCAUUUGUCUAUCGUGGCUUACCAUGUCCCUAUGCUUCAGCUAUCCUAUCCUCCACAUUUGUCUUGACCAAAGGGAAUUGCUUCUUCCUCUACGUUGCUGCAGUGGUGAUGAUCCUCUUCAUGACUGACCAAGGCAAUUAUCCCCAUGACAAGAUCUUAGAAACACAGCUUUGGAAAAAGGUGGUUUACAUUGGAGGUCUGAUGAUGUUGUUUUGCUGUCCACUGCAACUGACCUGCAUGUACUACCUGAUUUGGUGUUUCUCCUAUACUCUUUUCCCUUGUACUCUGUGGAACUGUGAAUAUUAAUUCUGCGCUGCCCUCUUUAUAUGGACAGGCUUGGUGCUAUCGUUUAGCAACCAGAUUCAAGAUCGGUUCUUUUAAAUGAAAUCACAUAAAGACAAUAUUGUACUUGAAAUGUGAGGGAUUGACCUAUUUUAACCUAGCUGACAGACUGAGUUUCCAUGUCUCUUUAAUUUUUCUGAACAAUAUGGAAGUAUUUAUAUUUUGCAUCCCACUUAUAAUUUAUUUCAUUUACAGUAAAACAUAAUCUCAGAUUUUUUUCAUAGGUCCCCAAAAAACAAGCAGAAUGUAACAUCGCAAACAUGAGAAAAUCUGCAGCUGCUGGAAAUUCAAGCAACACACACAAGAUACUGGCG